This is a messenger RNA of Acanthopagrus latus (yellowfin seabream), 4206 nucleotides long. RefSeq names its product Krueppel-like factor 6. Gene Ontology annotation, molecular function: DNA-binding transcription factor activity, RNA polymerase II-specific; RNA polymerase II cis-regulatory region sequence-specific DNA binding. Gene Ontology annotation, biological process: regulation of transcription by RNA polymerase II. The record is from RefSeq and is a predicted model, not a curated record. Lineage: Eukaryota; Metazoa; Chordata; Actinopteri; Spariformes; Sparidae. The transcript has 4 exons. Bases 243 to 1103 code for a protein of 286 amino acids.
AUUUUGAAUCGGGGGGGAAGUUUACAGUCAGAGCGCUGACGGAGUUUCAGAGAGUUCGCUGCUGUGCGCUCCCGGUGCGUCACACGCUCAAACCCUCCGUUGGAAGCGCGCGCGGCUCCAGACUGAUCCUACAUGCGAACACAGAUCGGCUCUCUCUCUCCCUCCACACUCCGCAGGCUGCGUUUCCUCUCACAAGCUCGAAUUCCGCUUUUCUACUCCGUGGCUGCAUCUUUUGGAGUGAAAUGGAUGUCAUCCCCAUGUGUAGCAUCUUCCAGGAGCUCCAGAUUGUGCACGACACCGGAUACUUUUCAGCGUUACCGUCCCUGGAGGAGUACUGGCAGCAGACAUGCCUCGAGCUGGAGAGGUACCUCCAGAGCGAGCCCUACGUCUCAGCCACCGACCUCAAAUUUGAGAGCCAGGAGGACCUGUGGAGCAAGUUGAUGCUCGCCUGCGGAGACAAGUCAACCGAGCAGGACCCAAAGAUCCCCCACAUCAAGGAGGAGGAAGACAAUCAGGACAGCCAGCACCUCGACGCCGGCGGCUUCAACUCUGACGCCAGCAGCGAGGCCUCGGACAGCUCCGAGGAGCUCUCCCCGACCCUCGACUUCUCCUCCGGCUCUUUGACUGACAUUCUGGGAGACGGUGGCGAAGACCUGGGCUCCGCCAUCAUCAGCACGCCGCCGUCCUCGCCCGAGCUGGGCAAGGAGAGCUCUGUCACCCAGGUGUGGAGUGGGAUACAGACUGUGCUGCACUCACCUGGGAAAAUAAGAACUGGGGGCAUGGAGAGGACCCUGGAGCGGUCGGGGCUGACCAGCGGGGAGGCGUCGCCUGACGGCAGGAGGCGGGUGCACAGGUGUCAAUUCAACGGAUGCAGGAAGGUGUACACCAAGAGCUCGCACCUCAAAGCACACCAGCGCACACACACAGGUGAGAAGCCCUACAGGUGUUCAUGGGAGGGCUGUGAGUGGCGCUUUGCACGAAGCGACGAGCUCACCAGACACUUCAGGAAGCACACCGGAGCAAAGCCAUUCAAAUGCAGUCACUGCGACAGGUGUUUCUCCCGCUCUGACCACCUGGCGCUGCACAUGAAGAGGCACAUCUAAAGAUGGCCUCCGUGUCGAGAGCUCUGUGGGAUGAUUCGGGUUGAUUGUCCUGACCUGUUGGGGGAUCAGCGAGGCCGGUGUGUCCUGGGAGCGUUAACAGGGACACCGCCGUGUUCCAGUCAGUGGAAAAAGAUGAAGCAACGCAGGCUAUUAUUUGCACCAUACUUAGUGCCUCCAACACCUCGCUGUGGAGAUUGCUCUUGAAAGGCUUUUUACAGAGGAACAGGAGGGCGGGGAGAGAGAGAGAGAGACAUGAAGAACUGGAAACAACCUGGGCUGGAGAGGAAGAACGGGAAGAGACUCUUCUGUAUGGUGUUCGACGCUUUUUUCCCGGAGGAUUAUGGGACUCCCCCCCGUGGCUGGGGGGGUGGGCGGGAGGGGGGUCGCCGGUCCUCCAAUGACAGUGUGUUUGCCUGUGCGCAUGGGGACUGUGAGUGCCUGCGACUGGAUGCCUGUGCUGGCUUUAUGGAGCGGAUGGAUGGAGCUUGCAUUGUGGAAACUGCGAGUGAAUGACACGGAGAGGGUUUUUUUGUUGGCGGGGGGAUGUUUGUGGUCUCACUGAGAAUGAAUGCAAGGGUUCUGUCUGUGCUGUUUGAGUCUAUAUCGGCUGUGGAGGGGGAGCGAGGGGGGGUUUGUUUUGGUGGAGCUAGAUUUUUUUUUUUUUUUUUUUGGCUAGAGAGAGCGCCCCCUCUCUGCCCGGAGGUGGAACUACAGCUCCCUCACUUUUUUCGAACACGUGGGAGGUCGUUUUGUUUUAGUGCAGCUAUUAAAUGUGCAAUGUAUUAUGUAGCCUGUCUCAAAAAAAAAAAAAAACAUACACGCUAUAAAAAGCUCAUUUUGUUGUCCAUUGUGUAAGCUCUGUAUCUGAAAGAAAAAACACAAAAAAAACACAAAAAAAACAAACGGUUGUACACAAACAGUUAUGCCAUUAUAACAGACGUUGCAUGGGAUCUGGGGAUGUGUUGCUCACCUGUUUGCUUAUAGGACAACAAAAUUCCACUCGAGAGCAGCUACCUUCAUAUUACUCAAUAUCAUAGUAUUGUACAAAAAAACACAUAAGGCAGUCAUUUUGUUUUCUUGAGUUUCUUGAUACGUUGGGGAUACCACUAUUGCUUGGCAACUGUCUCGAUCAUGGGAUUUAUCUGUUCCUUUUCUCUUCACUCUUUUGCUCUUCUUCUUUCGUUUCUAUCUGUAAAUGCACUGUUGACCUUACUGAUGCCUUAUGUAAGUGGCCUUGUCCUGUUGAAUAGAUCUCUCUUUCUCACACACACACACACACCAAACGGGCGUUGCGAAUGCACUAGUGCGUUAAUGAAUUGCUUUAUAAAGGCUCUGAUCCAUACAGUCGCACCUUCUUUUUUUUUUUUUUCUUUUGUCUGGCGACAGACUGCUCUAAACUUCUAAAUAAUAAUAAUAAUAAUAAAAAAAAUCUAUAUAUCAACUUCACGAUGACUGCCAUUUUUACAUCUCUGUGCAUUAUUUGUUAAAAUAUAUAACAUAAAAUAUAUCGAAAUUCCCCCCCCAGAUGAUCCGGGUCUGAGGUAGAAUUGUGGAGCACUCGGAGAAGCGAUUCAGUUUUUUGUAAAAAGCUUACUACUAUGUAGUACGAGGCGGUGUGGAUGCACUUCAGAUGGACUAUAACUUGCUGUCUAAAGGUACAGAGUCUUUGGAAAUAUGUUCUCAUGAAUUGUGGCGCGCUCGGCCACCACGCUUGCGAGGAAUUAGGACAUUUACAGCUCGCUGUUCAGGCCGCUUGUCUCUGUCAAUGUGUCAAAAUGCUUACAGUCUGUUUGGAGGCAGAUGUGACGACGUUCUCAGUCACGAGUCUGUUUUUUUGAUGUUGUAUGUUUUGGUAAAGUCUCGCCCCUCGGGGUGAGUCAGUCUCUUUACUCAGUCCUGGUUUUUAAACGACCCGUGAUCUGAUUAAACGGUACCAAAAGCCGGUCUAACCAGUUUCAAGCUGAGCUGUUGCUGCAGGUGUAGACGUUUCUGUCUGCAGGUGAGCAGAGACCAGAGACCAGGACCAGAUGUGUGUCAGCUUCACUAUAUGCAUGUUUUUUAGGAAAAAAAAAAAAAAAGAAAGAAAAAAAAAACCUUUCAGUUUCUGUACAUGACUUCAACACACUCCUCUGUGGGUUGAUACAAAUUCUCUGUCAAGGUUCAAAGAAAUUCCCUUCAGUUUCACAAUCGGAUGAACUCAAUCACCAUCUUUCCCCCGACAUAUUCUGGAGCCGCAGUGUUUUUAUGGACGAUACGUUUUGUUGAAACGGUAACAGCAUCAUGGAAGUGUUGACAAAGACUUUGUCUGCUUUAAGGACGACCGCUGUUGUAGGUCAACACCUGCGCAGACAGACAGACGCACCUGGUCAACGUUAAAUAAAGUCCGCACACUGAGAGCUGUCAAGAGUUGCAAAGAUAUGUACAUUGUAAACUAAGAGAAUUUUGUAAGAAAGCUUCUAUUUUGAAAGGAUGUGGGACCAACAAACACAGUGCGGCGCGUCGUUUGUAAAGAUGAACCGAUAAAAGACGAGAGGCCGAGGACUUAUUGUAAAAUAGACGCACUCCAUUCUCAUCACUCUGCUUCUGUAACAUCUUUGGGUUUUUUUGUUAGUUUUUUUUUUUUUGUUUGACUGGAGGAAGGAAGAGCAAAAUGUACGUUUUUAUAAAAAAAAAAAAGAAGAAAAACAAAAGGCAUCAACUGCGUAUACACCUGUGGCCUAUCAUCAUCUUUCAAGAAAAAAAAAAACAACAAAAAAAUACUUUUCAGACGUGAAUUGUUCUGGACACUUGAAUUGUCAUCAUUUUUGCAUUCCGGUGCCCGUUAAGUAUUAUGUUUUGUUUUUUUUUUAUUUGCCAUGUGAUUUCUUUCUCUCUCAACUUGACCUGGCGGAAGAGAAGACACACCUUAUCUUUAGCUCGAGAAUCUUUAUUGGAUAAAACAUGGAGAUAAAAAAAAAUUUAAAAUUAAAAAAAAAAAAUAUGAGGCUCUAUUUUUGUUUGUUUUAUGGCAUAACAAGAUUUUUUCAUUUGAAAUUGUUUUGUAAAAUAGUUUCUGUAUGAAUGUAUUUUUUAUUGGAAAAUCGAUAAAAAAGAAUUUAUUGGA